This is a messenger RNA of Cladophialophora immunda, 2061 nucleotides long. RefSeq lists its product as uncharacterized. The transcript has 3 exons. Bases 1 to 1779 code for a protein of 592 amino acids. Gene Ontology annotation, molecular function: DNA-binding transcription factor activity, RNA polymerase II-specific; zinc ion binding. Lineage: Eukaryota; Fungi; Ascomycota; Eurotiomycetes; Chaetothyriales; Herpotrichiellaceae. The record is from RefSeq and is a predicted model, not a curated record. Gene Ontology annotation, biological process: regulation of DNA-templated transcription.
AUGUUCACCACCUUCUCCAGCUACGAAUCUCCUUCGCCCUCAAGUCCUUCCCUUACACCGACUGCGGCGAGAGCUUGCGAUACAUGUCGUAGACUGAAAGUCAGAUGUGGAAAUGCGAAAUGGAUAGCGAGUUCUUCGUCGCAGGCCGCAGAAUCUUGCAGGCAGUGUCUCCAUGCGGGCUUGAAAUGCACUUACGACGAGAAGCCUGUGAAACGUGGUCGACGGCGGAAGGGACACGCUCGCGAGACCAUUCAUCCGUAUUCUGGGACUCUCCUUGAUUUGAAUUCUCCAUCCUCUCAAGAGCUAGGACUCUCGCCCGCAGGAACGAGUAGAGAUCUUGCGGAGCCAGAGUUGGGCUGUCCACCCUAUGGCAUUCCACCUGACGCAGACUGCGAAAGAUUUGAAGCUGAUGGCCAGAACCUCCCAUCUGAAUUACAGGGCUGUGAUCUCGAUACGGUUCCAGCCGACAACAAUCAGUGCUUAGUUGCAGAUGUGAUGCUCCAAGAUGACGAACUGUCUAGGGGUGACGAAAUCUGGAGCGCCAUCGACGAAUUUUUUGACACAAUGUAUGUUGUGUUUCCCGUCCUGUCAUACGCCAGCCUCGCCACACGUCUGAUCAUCGAGCCAGCAUGGCGCGCCAUCCCUGAAUUCCGCACGCUACUCUUGGCUAUUCAAGCGGUGAACGCAGCGAGCCAGUUCCGCAUGGCUCCAGGAAACAAGGAACACCUUUCAGAGCUCAUUAUCCAGGUUGAGAGGUCACGCUUGGAUUACGACUUUGCCGACCCAGCGACGCUCGACGCUGUAGUAAUCUCUUUGUUUCUGUUCACUGCCUAUAACGUCCUCGAAAGGCACAACCGUGCAUUCUUGUACUUGGAUGAAGCGCUCUCUCUCCUGGAAGUGGUGGAGCCUUCCGACGAAGAAGAGCGGCGCAGAAAGAUACAGAUUGAGCAGGUCCUCUUCAACACAGAGGCAGCAACUCUGGCGAUAUAUGCAAAUAAGGGCAGACGGCGACGAGCUCGCAGGCCUCGGAAGAUUCCCGGCGUGCCGACGAUGGCGUCACAUGCCCUCGGUGCUAUUGAUGAAUCCGACAGAGUUGCUCUGCAUUUAUUGAGGCGCCUCACUGAGAUACAUCUGGCCGAGAAUGCAGAUGCAUUCGAGGAAAUAGAUAUCGAGUCUGAGGCUGACAUGGCAACGCUGUUCGGCGCCGUUUUUCGACGCCAUCGGUACUCCCGCAUACAAGCUGCCGACGUGGUUGUUACGCGACAAUGGCAGCUUUCUACAAAACUUGUCGCUAGUCUCAGAGAAGGCCUCGGGGUCUCGCCGACAUUACGGAAAUCAGUCGAAUUCCUAGGUCUUGCAGCCAUGUCUUGGAUUUGCUUACUUGGUGAAGGUGAACUACGAAUCGUGGGCCUCGGGAAAUUAUCUGGCCUUGCGCAGAAUAUCUACAUGCUCGCAGGAAGAGGCCAGUGUCAAUACAUCCUCGGUGGCCUCGCGGGCGCUGUCAUCAAGGAAGAUCAUGAGAAAAUCUUUGCACCACAACUUGCAGAAGUGGUCAUGCCUUUGAUCUCGACAGUUCCUUUAUCGAUAAGUGCACUGCCGCACUGCGAGUAUCAGAGGCUGAUGCCUCAGGCACAAACGGCGAUGCAGGAUGAGCCUAUGAGCGGUGCCGUCUUUGAGACCAACAGCGAUUUCUGGAAAUCUUCGACGCAGGAAGAUAUUGGACAGACUUAUGAUUACAAUUCGCCAGACCCCAUCGAUCGAUUUAUCGAUCUCUCUUAAAUGGACCAAAUUAAAACUUGAACUGCAAUCUAUUCUACCUCGAGUCAGGGUCUUCUCAGCUCAAUGCUGCCAUGAAGAUGUCUCUCUGAUUCUCAAGCCACCUCUUCGUCACAGCGGCAUUCAUUGGAAAGGUGAAGCCAUGGGGAACACCAGGGAGGAUCUCUUCAGUGACGUGUGUGCCAAAUGAGCGAAGAAGCUGCGCAUAUGCCAAACCCUGAGGCAUCAGAUAAUCGCAAGCGGCGACUGUGAUGUGGGUCUUGGGAUGGUGUGCGAUGUCUCUGG